Salarias fasciatus (jewelled blenny) is the source of this 2431-nucleotide messenger RNA. It is a transcript of the gene dhx58, whose product is annotated as DEXH (Asp-Glu-X-His) box polypeptide 58. Bases 16 to 2094 code for a protein of 692 amino acids. The record is from RefSeq and is a predicted model, not a curated record. NCBI's taxonomy places the organism in Eukaryota, Metazoa, Chordata, Actinopteri, Blenniiformes, Blenniidae. Gene Ontology annotation, biological process: negative regulation of RIG-I signaling pathway; antiviral innate immune response; cytoplasmic pattern recognition receptor signaling pathway. Gene Ontology annotation, molecular function: ATP binding; hydrolase activity; single-stranded RNA binding. The transcript is spliced from 12 exons. Gene Ontology annotation, cellular component: cytoplasm.
GGUGUUCAGUUCUACAUGCUGCACAGUGAGGCUUUCAUACAGGAGCUCGACAUGGAGGAUUUAAAGCUCUACAAAUACCAGGAGGAAGUGGUAGAAAGAGCCCUCCAGGGAGAAAACAUCAUUAUCUGGCUCCCAACUGGAAGUGGGAAGACCCGCGCUGCUGUGCACGUGGCCCAGAAACACCUGGAGAACACCCCCAACGCCAAGGUGGUGCUUCUGGUGAACACGGUUCACCUCGUUAACCAACACUACGCCCGAGAGUUCGAACCCCACCUGGGGCGUAAAUACGCCAUUCUGCCGGUGAGCGGCGACACCGAUGAGAAGGAUUACUUUGGCAUCGCGACGCGUGACAAACACGUGGUCAUCUGCACGGCGCAGAUCUUGUACAACGCCAUGAUCAACCAGGACGACGCGAAACACGCCGAGCUGUCAGAUAUCACUCUGCUGAUCAUCGACGAGUGUCACCACACCCAGAAGGAGACGGUGUACAACAAGAUCAUGAGACGCUACGUGGAGAAGAAGCUGAGACGAGACGGGCGGCUGCCGCAGAUCCUGGGCCUCACGGCCUCGCCGGGGGCCGGCGGCGCCAGGACCCUGGAGAAGGCCGUGGACCACGUCCUGGAGAUCUGCGCCAACCUGGACUCGGCCAUCGUCUCCCCCGUAAAGCAAGUGACUGAACUGAAGCAGACGGUCCUGAGGCCUCAGAAGAUCUACGACAUCGUGGAGAAAAGAGCUGAGGAUCCAUUUGGAGACCACUUGAAAAGGAUGAUGCAGCACAUCCAUGAGUUCAUGGACCCUCCUCCGGACUUCAGGCCCAGAGAGUUCGGCACGCAGGAGUACGAAGCCGACGUGGUCGAACUGAAGAAGCGAGGAAUAAGCGAGAAGAGCAGAGGGUUGACACAGUGUGCCGUCCACCUCAGAGAGUACAAUGAUGCCUUGCUCAUCAACGACACCCUGCGCAUGAUUGACGCAUACCGCUCGCUGGAGGAAUUCUACAAAUUGAAGUACGAAUCGGCGAUUGAUGCAACCGAUGACUUCCUGUUGGGACUGUUCAUUGAGAAUCGUGCCGAGCUGAAGGAAGUGGCACUGAUUUCUCGCUUCGAGAACCCAAAGAUGGCCCAGCUUGAGAGCACUCUGCUGAAGCAGUUUGGAUCAGGCGUGCCGUCAAAGGGGAUCGUCUUCUCCAAAACCCGAAAAAGCACCCACUACCUGCAGGACUGGGUCCAGGGAAACCCCGCCCUGCAAGACGCUGGCGUCAGGUCAGCCGUCCUCACCGGGGCAGGAAAUGGUUCCCUCAUGACUCAGAGCCAGCAGAAAGCCACAAUCGAAGAUUUCCGCAGGAACAGGGUCAAUCUCCUGAUCUCCACCAGCGUGGCCGAAGAGGGCCUCGACAUCCCUGAGUGCAACCUGGUGGUACGCUACGGGCUGCUCACUAAUGAAAUUGCCCAGCUGCAGGCCAUCGGACGGGCCCGCGCGAAAGACAGCCACUACUCAGUGGUCGCCCAGCAAGGGGGGCGCGAAGUUCACAGGGAGCGCAUCAAUGAAUACCUGGAGGGGCUCACCAGAGAAGCCGUCACUGAGGUCCAGGCUAUGGAUCGCCGGGAGUUUCGCCUAAAGUUAGCAGAGGUUCAAAGGGAAGCGCUCAUUUCCAGUGAACUGAAAGACAAACUCAUAGCAGAGAAGAAGAGUCGUAACGCUGCCUCCAACAUCCGUCUCUUGUGCCAAAACUGCUUCACGCCCGUCGCCAACGCUAACGACAUCCGAGUCAUCGACAACACUCACCACGUCAACGUCAGUCUCAAAUUCAAGGAACACUACAAACUGGGCCAUCUGGUGACUUUGCCGAAGAAGUUCGAGGACUGGGAGCCCGGCUGCACAAUCAAGUGUAACCACGACAACUGCAACAUGGAUUGGGGAUAUGAGAUCAACUACAAGAAGAAGGCUCUGCUGCCCAACCUGUGCAUUAAAAAAUUUGUGGUGGAGACUCCAGAUGGUCGCAGGCCUGUGAAGAAGUGGAAGAACGUUCCUUUCACUGUGAAGGACUUCAGCUUUGAAGAAUACUGCCAGGAACACUUCUCAGAUCUGUUUGAUUGAGGUGCCUUUGUGAUCUAUCACUGCUCACUUUUAAAGCAUUUUAAACAAUCAUGUUUCUGUCACUGAUAAAAUAUGAACUCUGUCUUUUUAAAGCUGCACUCUGCUCAUGCUUAUUCUUUACGUUUGAGCCUGUUUCUCUGUUACUUUGUUUACUUCCUCAGUUUUAUGACACAUCAACGGUAAUGAAUAAUGAAAUGAGUGUUUACAGUGGAUGUGGCACACUUGUGGGGUUGGGUUAUUGUUUAUGAAUAUGAAAUAAUGUAUUUCAGAUGUAUGUUUUUAUGGGGUAUUUAUGAGUGGAUUUUUUUUCUUUAUUGAUUAAUAAAAACUAAUUUCA